Messenger RNA from Pipistrellus nathusii (Nathusius's pipistrelle), 351 nucleotides. The record is from the annotation of a GenBank genome assembly. NCBI's taxonomy places the organism in Eukaryota, Metazoa, Chordata, Mammalia, Chiroptera, Vespertilionidae.
AUGCUCAAAGGCAACGCAUUUCAAAAAUCUGGAAAGCGAGGGAGAAAUGGCAACACUUUUACUCAAAUUUUAUUGGAAGUUUACAAAUGUAUUACAGACAUCAGUAAAACAGCAUAUCCAUUGUACAGGAUCUCAAGCAAUGUGUUCACUACAGUCUCUGGCAGAGCCUGCACCAAAGGCCGCUGCAGACCUUCUGAACAAACAGCGCGACGCUCACACACAGCACACCGGCCCGCCCACCCCCUCAGCCCUCCGAGGCCUUGCUUGCACUUGGAAUCAAAGCAGGAGAUGGGCAAAGCAGUCCCGGGGGGGAAGAAUGCGUUUAGGAGAAGGAAAACGCCCAAGUCCUGA